Messenger RNA from Pseudophryne corroboree (corroboree frog), 3264 nucleotides. RefSeq names its product oocyte zinc finger protein XlCOF22-like. The coding region runs from base 76 to 2043 and encodes 655 amino acids. NCBI's taxonomy places the organism in Eukaryota, Metazoa, Chordata, Amphibia, Anura, Myobatrachidae. Gene Ontology annotation, biological process: regulation of transcription by RNA polymerase II. The record is from RefSeq and is a predicted model, not a curated record. Gene Ontology annotation, cellular component: nucleus. Gene Ontology annotation, molecular function: DNA-binding transcription factor activity, RNA polymerase II-specific; RNA polymerase II cis-regulatory region sequence-specific DNA binding. The transcript has 5 exons.
UACACAGUAGUGAAGAAGAUAUCUGGUGAGUGUGAGACACCCAGCAGCCAUCCUCGUGUGUCAGGCGGACUAAGCAUGAUCCACAGCCCCAUCACAGUGCCUCCACCUCACUCACUGAUACAUGAGAGAGACAGUGACCAGAAGAUCCUGGAACUCACCAACAAGAUCAUUCAGCUGCUGAUAGGAGAGGAGGUGGAGUAUAUAGAGGAACACAGGGGUCUGUACAAGGACGUGAUGAUGGAGAAUCACCGGCCCCUCACAUCACUGGAUGGGCCCAGUAACAGAGAUACCCCAGAGAGAUGUCCCCGUCCUCUGUAUUCCCAGGAUUGUACAGAGGAGAACCACAGGACCCCACAGGAGGAUCAGGUAGAACGUCUGUCUAAUAUUAAAACAGAAGAUACAGAGGGAGAAGAAGAGACGUAUGUGACUGAUAUAAAGGCAGAAGAUAUAGAGGGAGAAGAAGAGAUGUAUGUGACUGAUAUGAAGGCAGAAGAUAUAGAGGGAGAAGAAGAGACGUAUGUGACUGAUAUAAAGGCAGAAGAUAUAGAGGGAGAAGAAGAGACGUAUGUGACUGAUAUAAAGGCAGAAGAUAUAGAGGGAGAAGAACAGACGUAUGUGACUGAUAUAAAGGCAGAAGAUAUAGAGGGAGAAGAAACGUAUGUGACUGAUAUAAAGGCAGAAGAUAUAGAGGGAGAAGAAGAGGCGUAUGUGACUGAUAUAAAGGCAGAAGAUACAGAGGGAGAAGAAGAGACGUAUGUGAGGGGUGAUCAGCAGUGUAAGGAGGAGGAGAUCCCUACAGAUAUCAGCACAGCAGAUGGACACACAAGCAGGAAUAUCUCAGAAGGACGUCUAAUGUUAUCCCCGGAUUGUGACAUAAAAGAUGACAGUAGACAGGAUUCUCCAGGAAAUAAUCCCAUUACCCCAAUUAUACAUCCAGCUCUAUCAUCUGAUCCGCCUGAUCCUGGGAAAUGUUCUCCUGAUCACUCUGAUAUUGGAGCAUUUGUUACAGCUCUGAGAGUAGAUACAGUGUUUCCCUGUUCUAUAGAUGCCAAAUGUUUUACACAGAACACAAAGCUUAUUACCCAUCAGCCAGCUAAGGCAGCUGAGAGGCAAUUUCCAUGUUCUGAGUGUGGAAAAUGUUUUACAUACAAAUCAGCUCUUGUUAGACAUCAGCAAAGUCACACAGGUGAGAAGCCAUUUCCAUGUUCUGAGUGUGGGAAAUGUUUUGGCCGGAAAUCACAACUUGUUAUACAUCAGAGAACUCACACAGGUGAGAGGCUAUUUCCAUGUUCUGACUGUGGAAAAUGUUUUACUUGGAGAUCAAGUCUUGUUACACAUCAGCAAAGUCACACAGGUGAGAAGCCAUUUCCAUGUUCUGAGUGUGGGAAAUGUUUUGCCCGGAAAUCACAUCUUGUUAUACAUCAGAGAAGUCACACAGGUGAGAAGCCGUUUCCAUGUUCUGAGUGUGGGAAAUGUUUUGCAGACAAACCAGGGCUUGUUAGACAUCAGAGAAGUCACACAGGUGAGAAGCCAUUUUCUUGCUCUGAGUGUGAGAAAUGUUUUUCACGGAAAUCACAUCUUGUUGAUCAUCAGCAAAGUCACACAGGUGAGAAGCCAUUUCCAUGUCCUGAGUGUGGGAAAUGUUUUGCAGACAAAUUAUAUCUUGUUAGCCAUCAGAGAAGUCACACAGGUGAGAAGCCAUUUUCUUGCUCUGAGUGUGAGAAAUGUUUUGCCCAGAAAUCACAACUUGUUAGACAUCAGCUAAGUCACACAGGUGAGAGGCCAUUUCCAUGUUCUGAGUGUGGGAAAUGUUUUGCCCUGAAAUCAGAUCUUGUUAAACAUCAGAGAAGUCACACAGGUGAGAAGCCAUAUUCUUGCUCUGAGUGUGGGAAAUGUUUUACACAGAACUCAUAUCUUGUUAUACAUCACAGAAGUCACACAGGUGAGAAGCCAUUUCCAUGUUCUGAGUGUGGGAAAUGUUUUAGCCAGAAAUCACAUCUUGUUACACACCAGAGAAAUCACACAGGUGAGAAGCCAUUUUAAUCUUCUGGAGUAUACUUAUUAUUGCCAUGCGUUGUUCUUCAAGGUUCUUAUCCUAUGUCCUGUGCUUUUUGCAAUAUACAUGCAACCACUGGGUGAAAUAAUCAGCUGUCAUGCCCUCAUCUACCACUGCCUACAGAUGGUCUGUCUUUUGUUCUGGGUACUGAGAACCCAGUACCAAUCCUAAAUGUCUAGCUGAGCUCCAGGUGUGGGUGUUGCCAGCGGGCUGUGACUUAAUCCAGGUGAAACAGGUCCUUAUGCUAGCUCACCAACAAAGGACAGGGCUACAGCUCAGCUUUGUUACCAACCAGACUUACGCUUGGGGGUUCAGGUUUACAUAAUGCUGAUCCUGUGCAGAAUCUUGGUGUCCUGGAUGGUAGAGUGACACUUAGACAUCAGGUAUCUGCCACAAUCAGAUCCUCAUCUGAGGAACAUAGUCAGACUCCAGCACUUAUUUCCCUCAGAAGAUCUACCUACAGUCAUACAUGCACUUGUAUCAUCACACAUAGACUACUGCAAUGUCCUCUACCUGGGUCUCCCAGCAAAAGAAUUGCACCGCUUGUAGCUUGUACAGAAUGCAGCAGCCAGGCUGUUACCUAACCAGCCCGUUCCUGCCACAUAACACCCAUUCUCUACUCCCUUCACCGGCUGCCUGUAAGAUGGUGACUCUGGGCCUAAUUCAGGUUGGACUACAGUGUGUGAUCCAAACGGAAUUAUUGAGAAAAACUUGCGGACGCAUGCGCAGCGCCCGUCCUGCGUAUGCGCCUGCAUUCUCUACAGGGGGCUGUAGGAAAUGUGAUUGCUUCUUGUUAAACAGGCAGAGGCGGUCACGGGGUGGGGGGUAAAGCUCCAUUUCCAGUGAGAAGAUGGAGCGUUACAAGUGCGGUGUUGCGAGAAAGGGAGGCGGACAAACGGUCAUGUUCACUGUGGCUGCAUGACAUCACACGCAGCCAUCGCAAUCUAGAAGAACGCGGUGGGGAUCCUGCAGGCACAGCUAAGCUGGCAGGAUGCUUCACUAGUUUCUAAGAUGAAGCAGAAAUUGUGGAGCGAUCGCAAUUUCUGCUUCAUAAAGGGGGAGGCGCCAGUCAGCAUACUAGGCUGCCUCGCCCUGCGAUGGGCGGCCCCCAGCACGCUAGAAAAAGGAUUGCUAAUUAGCAGCAUCUGCCUCCUUACUGACUUACUGUAGGCCCCUAUUACACAAUCUUACUGACUCUCCCAGCCCUA